AUGAUUGAGAAAUUUCCCUUGUCUGAGCAAAGCAGAACAGAGAUGUACCUGAAGAAGCCGUUGUGGAGUGAAACAGGGAAAGGAGAAGGAAGUUCAAAGAAAGAGGAUGACGGUGCAGUGAGCGAGGUCGGAAAGUCGCUGCAGCAGCAGAGAGUAUAUAGAGAAGUCACUCUCGCGCUCAGAACGGGGCUCAGAGACGCACGUGCCGAAUUCUCCUUUCUCCGUGUUCGCGCUCUCCGUUCCAUUCUCAAGUUCCUACGUACAGUUGCGGAGUCUGAAUCAACCAUUGAUCUCUUUAACCAAACCCAAUCCAUUCCCCAACUUCAAGUGGUUCCGGUAUUAUUUCAGCAUUCGCUCAAAGAGAGUGGGGAUGAUUACAACGAGAGUAAGGUUGGUGACUUGAGCCAUAUAUUUGGUGUGGAACCGAAGAAGGUGACGAGUCCUUCCACUGAUGCUGAAGUUGCCCUCGCUCUUACAGUCUUGGAAGGGUGUUGUCUGCUUCAUCCACAGAGCACCACUCUCGCCCAUCAACACAACGCUAUUCAGAUUUUAAUGAAUAUAUUAUCCACUCGUGGAGCACUGGAGCAAGGUGCAUGCUUAGAUGCUCUAAUUUCGUUGAUGGUGGAUUCAUCAUGGAAUCAAAUGGAUUUUGAGAAAUGUAAUGGUAUUAUGGAAGUUGCUGACCUUCUUAGAGACAAACAAGUGGAUGAAAAUCUGAGGUUAAAAUGUGGAGAGUUUUUGCUGCUGCUCAUUGGACAUGUGAAUGGAAGAGAUUCGCCACCUUUGGCAACUAUACAUGAAGAUACAAGGCGACUUCUGGGGGAGAAAUCAGCCUCCUUGAUAUGGGCAGCCAGUCAGUUUGGCUCAACACUGGAUCCAGAGCAGAGAUUAACAGCUCUUCAGAUCCAGGCUCGUAGGGUUCUUGAAUCAUUGGACUUGUACUGA
Sphenostylis stenocarpa is the source of this 945-nucleotide messenger RNA. The record is from the annotation of a GenBank genome assembly. NCBI's taxonomy places the organism in Eukaryota, Viridiplantae, Streptophyta, Magnoliopsida, Fabales, Fabaceae.